AUGUUAUCACAUUCUGCCAUGGUCAAAGAGAGGAAACAAGCAGCAUCAGCCAUUAUGGAUGAAAUACACAGAAAUGUUUCGCCCAGCUUAGACCUUGGAAAAAAGGUCAGCACCCCCAGAGACAUCAUGGUAGAGGAACUGUCAACACUCAGCAACAGAGGAGCAAGACUCUUCAAGAGACGUCAGCGGAGAUCUGACAAAUACACAUAUGAAAAUUCUCAUUAUGUAGUAAACAAGCCAAGAAAUCGUGGAGAACCUAUGCAGAGUGUUAAAAUGGACGGCCUCAGUGUGGAAGGAAUUCCCCAGCAUGCCCCAAUGACACCUCCUAAUACACCUGAUCCCCGGAGUCCACCACACCCUGACAACAUUGCCCCAGGAUAUUCUGGACCACUGAAAGAAAUUCCUCCUGAAAAGUUCAACACUACUUCCGUGCCAAAAUAUUAUCAGUCUCCCUGGAUAGAAGCCAUUAGGGAUGACCCAGAGCUACUGGAAGCUUUAUAUCCUAAACUUUUUAAACCUGAAGCAAAGCCAGAACUGCCUGACUACAGGAGCUUUAACAGAGUUGCCACUCCCUUUGGUGGUUUCGAGAAAGCAUCAAAGCUGGUUAAAUUCAAGGUACCAGAUUUUAAUCUACUGAUGCUAAAUGAUCCCAGAUUCAUGAUCCUUGCAAACCCUCUUGCUACCAGAAGAUCCUUCAAUAGGACUCCUAAAGGAUGGACAUCAGAGAAUAUUCCUGUAGUGUUCAUUCAGCCUUCAGAUUCCAUUCAACCUUCAGACUCCAACAAUGUUCCAGAAACAGAGGAUCUGUGA
This is a messenger RNA of Indicator indicator, 810 nucleotides long. It is a transcript of the gene MYOZ2, whose product is annotated as myozenin 2. The record is from RefSeq and is a predicted model, not a curated record. The transcript has 5 exons. Gene Ontology annotation, molecular function: actin binding; telethonin binding; FATZ binding. NCBI's taxonomy places the organism in Eukaryota, Metazoa, Chordata, Aves, Piciformes, Indicatoridae. Bases 1 to 810 code for a protein of 269 amino acids. Gene Ontology annotation, cellular component: Z disc; actin cytoskeleton.